GGUCCGCUUCAGUCCCACAGUCCACUGGGAUAGUGGAGAGAGAGGGAGCGCGGGUGUGUGUGAGUGUGUGUGUGUGAGGGAGAGAGAGCGCGAGCAGGACCUGGGAGAAGAGCGACGAAAGGAGACCAGGAGAGAGGAGAAACGGCGCAGCGGCACAAGAAUGGCACUCAUGGCAGGGAUUUUGUUCACGGCCGUCUUUCUUGUUUUGGGGAUUUCUACGAUUGUUUCCACGGCGCGGAUAUACCCUCCGAAUGAAGUCACGUUACUGGACUCCAGAUCUGUGCAGGGGGAGCUCGGAUGGGUCGCCAACCCGACAGAAGGAGGGUGGGAGGAAGUGAGCAUCAUGGAUGAGAAGAACAUCCCCAUCCGGACGUACCAAGUGUGUAACGUCAUGGAGCCCAACCAAAACAACUGGCUCCGCACUGACUGGAUUCCCCGUGGAGGUGCUCAGCGCGUCUACAUCGAGAUCAAGUUCACGCUCAGAGACUGCAACAGCCUCCCGGGGGUCAUGGGAACCUGCAAGGAAACCUUCAACCUUUACUACUAUGAAUCCAACAACGACAAAGAGCGUUACAUACGCGAAAAUCAGUUCGGUAAGAUCGACACCAUCGCGGCCGACGAGAGCUUCACCCAGGUGGACAUCGGGGAUCGCAUCAUGAAGCUCAACACUGAGGUGCGGGAUGUCGGCGCCUUAACCAGGAAGGGUUUCUAUUUGGCCUUCCAGGACGUCGGAGCGUGUAUUGCUCUGGUGUCCGUGAGGGUGUUUUAUAAGAAGUGUCCGCUGGCGGUGCGAAACUUGGCCCAGUUUCCUGACACCAUCACUGGAGCUGAUACCUCGUCGCUUGUGGAAGUUCGUGGCUCGUGCGUGGAUAAUUCUGAGGAAAAAGAGGUUCCAAAGAUGUACUGUGGAGCUGAUGGCGAGUGGCUGGUUCCCAUCGGGAACUGCCUGUGCAACACUGGAUAUGAGGAGCGCAAUUCCGAAUGCCAAGCCUGCAAGAUUGGUUACUACCGCGCUCUGGCCACAGAUGGCGCCUGCUCCAAGUGUCCACCUCACAGUUACUCGGUCCGAGAGGGGUCGACCUCCUGCGCCUGUGAUAAGGGAUAUUUCCGUUCGGAAACGGAUCCGGCGUCCAUGCCGUGCACCCGUCCCCCAACUGCACCCCUUCAUCUCAUCUCAAAUGUGAAUGAGACAUCGGUGAACCUGGAGUGGAGCCCGCCACGAAGCUCCGGCGGACGUCAGGAUCUGACCUACAAUGUUGUGUGCAAGCGCUGCGGGCCGGACGGCCGCCGCUGUCAAGCCUGCGGUAACGGAAUCCAUUUCAGCCCCCAGCAGCUCAGUCUGAAGGGAACCAGAGUGUCCAUCAAUGAGCUGCAGGCCCACACCAACUACACCUUCGAGGUUUGGGCUGUGAAUGGGGUUUCGCCUCAAAGCCCUGGACCGGAACAGGCCGUGUCCGUGACUGUCACUACCAACCAGGCUGCUCCGUCUCCUGUGACAUCCAUCCAAGCCAAGGAUAUAACAAGACACACCAUCUCCCUCGCCUGGCAGCCUCCAGAUCGAGCCAAUGGGGUCAUUUUGGAGUAUGAGGUCAAGUACUAUGAAAAGGACCAAAAUGAAAGGAGCUACAGAAUCAUCAAGACCUCGUCCAGGAACGCCGACAUCAAGGGCCUCACUCCUCUGACAUCGUACGUGUUUCACGUGCGAGCUCGGACGGCAGCUGGCUACGGGGAGUUCAGCGGCCAGUUCGAGUUCAUGACCAACUCCGUGCCAGCGCCCAUUAUCGGUGAUGGGGCCAACUCCACUGUGCUGCUGGUCUCCGUGGUGGGCAGCGUCGUCCUCCUCCUCAUCCUCAUCAGCGCCUUCGUCAUCAGCCGAAGAAGGAGUAAAUACAGCAAAGCCAAGCAGGACUCGGAUGAAGAAAAGCACCUGCAUCAAGGCGUUCGCAUCUACGUGGACCCCUUCACCUAUGAGGACCCCAACCAAGCCGUCCGUGAGUUUGCCAAAGAGAUCGACGCUUCCUGCAUCAAGAUCGAGAAAGUGAUUGGGAUUGGGGAGUUUGGCGAGGUCUGCAGCGGUCGACUGAAAAUGCCGGGCAAGAGGGAGAUCUGUGUGGCCAUCAAGACCCUGAAAGCCGGCUACACUGACAAGCAGAGGCGGGACUUCCUAUCUGAGGCCAGCAUCAUGGGCCAGUUUGACCACCCAAAUAUCAUUCAUCUGGAAGGCGUGGUUACGAAAUGUAAGCCAGUGAUGAUUAUCACCGAGUACAUGGAGAACGGAUCGCUGGAUGCAUUCCUGAGGAAGAACGACGGUCGCUUCACAGUCAUCCAGCUGGUCGGGAUCUUGCGAGGAAUUGCGUCCGGAAUGAAAUAUCUCUCCGACAUGAGCUACGUCCACCGUGACCUGGCGGCCCGCAACAUCCUGGUCAACAGCAACCUGGUGUGCAAGGUGUCUGACUUUGGCAUGUCCCGCGUGCUGGAGGACGACCCCGAAGCCGCGUACACCACCAGGGGGGGGAAGAUUCCCAUCCGCUGGACGGCCCCCGAGGCCAUCGCUUACAGAAAAUUCACCUCCGCCAGUGACGUGUGGAGCUACGGAAUCGUGAUGUGGGAGGUGAUGUCGUACGGCGAGCGCCCCUACUGGGACAUGAGUAACCAAGACGUCAUCAAAGCCAUCGAUGAGGGCUAUCGGCUGCCGCCGCCCAUGGACUGCCCCGUGGCCCUCCACCAGCUCAUGCUGGACUGCUGGCAGAGGGAGAGGGCCGACCGACCAAAGUUCGGGCAGAUAGUCAACAUGUUGGACAAGCUGAUUCGUAACCCCAACACUCUAAAGAGGACAGGAGGCGAGACCACUAUCAGCAGACCCAACACCACCCUGCUGGAACCAGGGAGCCCAGAGGCGACCACAUCUGUGGGCACGGUGGAGGACUGGCUGCAGGCCAUCGGCAUGGAGAGAUACUGUGAUAACUUCACUGCGGCGGGCUACACCACACCAGAGGCAGUCGUCCACAUGACACAAGAGGACAUGGCCCGCAUCGGCAUCUCCUCGGCAACACACCAGAACAAGAUCCUGACCAGCGUCCAGGGAAUGCUCACCCAAAUGCAACAGAUGCAAGGAAGAAUGGUUCCCGUCUGAGAGAUUUCAACCGCAAUGGAGAGCAGACGUUUCUUACAAAUAAUUCAAUCCGUAACAAAAAAAAGAUUCACUAUAAAAGAAGAGACAAACUGACUGAUAGUUUACCUCAUCCGUGCACUUUAAAUUGGAUGUAAAAAUGAAGAAGAAAACAAAAAAAAGUGGUGAAAAUGGCACUUUUUCGAAAAAAAAAAGGAAAAAAAGAAUCUAGAACUUUAUCUCGAACUUUUCCGUUAUUUUGGAGAUUCGGACUCUACUGUCUGCAGCAUUUUUAGACAGACGCGGGAACGACUGGAAAAGUGCUUCCGAGAGACCAAUCUGGAGUGCCUUUUACGGUUUGGAAGGAAACGGAGCGGGAAACUUUCUUCUUCUUCUUCUUCUUCCUCUCGGGCAGAGUGUUGUUUCUGGACAACUUUCUAUCUGGAAUAAUCCGCAGAGCAGAAUCCUUUUUUGAUUUCCUGUGACUGACUUUAUUGUACAUGACUUUUUUUCUGUUGGACUCGCACGCCGGCCUUGGCCGCCAUCGCUCUCUCGCUCCCGCGGCUGGAUCUUGUUUGAUAUCUCACAGACAAAAUGGAGGAUUCCUGAUCGCCAUGACAUAAACAUUGAGAUGUCGAUGGUUGGAUUCUGCUGGGAGACACCGGAGCAGGGAGAGCUUAUUUUGAGGAGCUUUGUUCUGGCCUUGUUUUCCUCCCAGAAUGCUGUAUUUUUUUUUUUGCCCUCAGGACAUGGCUCAGAAUGUUUUUGAUCUUCCAGAGGAUCUGUUUCACUCCCCCGUCUUCCCACACACCUUCCAUAAACAUUUGGAUCUUCCCCAUUAUCUUGCUGUCAUCUCCUGGCCCUCGGACCUCCGACCUCUUCUACACAUUUCCUUUUCGAGAAAGACAACAACAGUUUGGACCAGUCUGACGGACACACAGAUGAAAGAAUGUACUGGUGGGAUUGCACGGAAAAGAAACGCCGGAUGGAUGAAUGAUCGAUGCGGGGAGACUGAAAUCAAGCUGCUGCCGCCCAUAACAAACAAUGUCCUGACCUCGCUCGGCUCCACAACAAUUUCCUCAUCCGUGUCUUCCUCCUCCUGAUUUCCUCGGAGAUGACGAAUCCGUCCCUGAGCGUCCGAGACGUCGCCCCCCGUCACCACACGUCGGCUUGACAAACCUAGCCGCCACGUGCUCCUUUGGAGUUGCGCUGAAACAUUAAGACGAAUGUAACAUAAUCCAGAAUUCUUACUUCCACCAAUGUUUUUGUUUGUUUUUGAAAAAGAGUUACGUUUGCAUGCAAUCAAUUGAGCGAGUGCGUGUGAAGAUGAAUGAAGUAUUAUCAGUAGCUGUGCCCAUCCACACGCCACUGUGGAGGAGAGUUGUGUUUUUGCUUUUAUGGUGAUAAAACAAACAAAAAAGCCGACUUUGCUUCUGUUGUUUGGAUGGUUUGGGCUCCAUAAGCAUUUUGGUUUGUAUACAGAAGGAGGUGAACAACAAAACAUCUGGACAUUCUAAAGAACCGAAAUGAGGAAAAGGAAGAUCAUGGAAAGGGAAUCAUUUUUUAAAUUGUUUUUCAUUCCAGAGCAACGUCAUCCUCCCUAUAUGGACUAUUUGUUUUUUUAAUGUAUCUCUGCAAGAACUCAACAUGCGAAUGUCUUCAACUCCAGACAAAUCAAAUACACCUCCGUCCUUAAUAUCACAGCUCAACUCCUUUGAAAUCACCUUUUGGGUUUUUAUCAAGUUUUUCCAGAAGAGAUGAAAUAUGAAAAAGGACCUGUUUGGAAAUAUGCAAGAUGUUGUGUGGAAGGAAACCAGAAUGUACUGUAAAAUACUUCUUCUUUGCUUAAAUGUUGGAUGAAAAUGGAAACUGAAGGGGGGGAAAAAAAAGAGUUUAACAAAAGGCAAUGUUUGUCAUUGUAUGCCUUCUGAUGCCAUACGAUCUAGUCAUGUAGAUCUAACAUUCUCUGAAGUUUGUUUUCAAUUGUUCAUGAUUUGUGUUUUUGUCAAGGAGCUAUAGGUACAUGUAACUUAUGUCAUUUAUUUAUGUCCUUUUAUAUCUAGUUUGUAAAAUAAUAGCCUAAAGUGAAGAAAAUAAAAGGGGUGCUGAAGGCAUUCCUAUUAAAGUAGAAACCAUGUGUCGCCUCCGUUCACUUCAUACGCAGGUUUAUUACACUGUCUUUGUGAGGACCUCUCGUUGCCAUAAUGCUUUCCCCUCUCACAGAACCAUCCAAAGCAAAUGGCUAACCUUAACCAGGACUCUGAACCUUAAACCCAGUUAUAAAGACCAAGUUAUUAAGAUGUUUUGAUUCUCAAACUCAGCCUUCAAGCUACAGGCAAAAACGUCAUAGGGAAUGUCAAAGUGAUUUGGAUGAUGGAACCAAAUCGUAGCUCAGUUGGUUGUAGUAGCUUGAAAAAGCUUGUCAAGAAUAUCUUACGCCGGCUGUCAACCAGCACACGAUGACUGAAUAAGUAAGACCCUUAGAGGCUCAACACUCAGUGUUAAAAUGUUGAGCACUAACCGAAAAUUGCCCUCAACUUUGUUAGCCAAAAUGGAUCCAGGCUAUCAGUCAGGAUGGGAAUCUAGUCUUUCACUAGAGACUCCCUGGAGCAAUAAAUGAAUGCCUGAGUAGAAUUUAUUGAGACUUUUGGUCCCCCAAAUUUGGGUGCACCUAGAGCUCCUGAAGAAGAGCACAGUGAAUUCAUAGUGUUUCAGGUCUGUUUUAUUUUAAUUUGUUCAUCAUGCCCCAUUUUUUUCUCACCUCAAAUUUAAAAAUAAUACGACAUUAAUGA
Synchiropus splendidus (mandarinfish) is the source of this 5901-nucleotide messenger RNA. It is a transcript of the gene epha4l, whose product is annotated as eph receptor A4, like. Gene Ontology annotation, cellular component: plasma membrane; neuron projection. Gene Ontology annotation, molecular function: protein binding; transmembrane-ephrin receptor activity; ATP binding. Bases 161 to 3133 code for a protein of 990 amino acids. The transcript has 18 exons. Gene Ontology annotation, biological process: cell surface receptor protein tyrosine kinase signaling pathway; negative regulation of axon extension; axon guidance. Lineage: Eukaryota; Metazoa; Chordata; Actinopteri; Syngnathiformes; Callionymidae. The record is from RefSeq and is a predicted model, not a curated record.